This is a messenger RNA of Aureobasidium namibiae CBS 147.97, 876 nucleotides long. RefSeq lists its product as uncharacterized. The record is from RefSeq and is a predicted model, not a curated record. The transcript has a single exon. NCBI's taxonomy places the organism in Eukaryota, Fungi, Ascomycota, Dothideomycetes, Dothideales, Saccotheciaceae. The coding region runs from base 1 to 876 and encodes 291 amino acids.
AUGUCUCAGGCUUGGUACGACAAAGCAAUCGCACCGGACCACAACCCAGAAGAUGAAUGCCGCCCAGCAGAAGCUCGAGCUCUGAAGCUCUAUCUUGAUGACGAGAUAGAGGUAACGAAAGCCGCGCGCCUCAUCACCAAGCCCACCGAGUCUUCAGAAGAUCCAGGCGCUGACCUCCCGGACUUGUGGGCUCUCUUACAGGACGCAUUGAUUGAGCUGCCCAACUCUCAACAAAAACUCGUUCAUCUGAUCUCUAAUAUCAGAGAUCUACCGAUGUUCGAUCUUGACUCACAUGGCAAAAAGCGAAGUGGCCCGCUCCGAGGUCCCUCGAGCUCUCUCUGGUAUAAUCUUCCUUCGUUCGCCAACAGUUGGUACGAUGGUAAUUGGUGGUACUAUCAGCACGAGUGGCGCGGGAAGCCAGAGCUUUACUCUCCGCACAACAACACCGCUCAAAUCUCCAACCUGGCUCGUGCGGAAGCGCUAUUCGCACAAACUGAUAUCUUGGGAGAAAGAGUCAAGUACGAAGGCCUCUCUCUCUUCUGCGAUACCCUUGAAGAUAGUAACGCUGUCAUCGAAAUCGAGAUCUUCGCCAUUAGGGAAUGGCUGGUGAAUGCGCGCGAUCUACUUUACGACAUGUCGAGAAUCCCACACGAGCAUUAUCUCUUAUGUUCCAAUGAUGACAUUAGAGACAAGAUCGCAAAGAACGAGAUGCAUGUCGAUAUCAAGGACAAACGCGACCUUUGGCAAGGCUCUGGUGGCUCAAGCCUUGAACGGUGGAACUUUUGGAAGCAGCGCUUGCAGGUGCUUCAGGGUGAUGCAGAUCUAGACGAAGGAACUCGGGAAGUCGUAACAGAGGCUUUGGAUGCCAUGGAUUGA